AUGGCGAGCAUCGAUAUAAAUAGCAUGGAUGUUAACAUAGCGGAAGGAACCGUCUACUUCCUUGACCGUGAAACAGAGUGCAUUUACCGUUUAUCGAUUGACACUAAUAAUGUAACAACUGUUCGUUGUGGUGUGUCCCGAUCAGUGUACUCAACGAUAGCCUAUGAUUGGAUUAGUAGGAACAUGUACUGGACUGACGGUUUCUUCAAGUGGAUAGCGGUUCAGCCUGCCGACACAACGGACAGAAGUAUGUACAAGGUCAUUAUUGAGAAUGACAUAGAGAAACCGAGGGCACUGGCGGUCGAUCCGAUAGCUGGAUUUAUAUUUUGGUUUGAUAUAAACCCUUCCGGAUACAGGAUAGAGCGGGCAUCCCUAGAUGGCAGUGAUCGCACACGCGUCAUCACCCGUAGUUUGCUGAGCGUCCAUGACAUAGAGACAGACCCCGUAAACUCGAGGAUUUACUGGACAGAUGCCAGGAAAUACACGAUAGAGUCGUCAAAGUACGACGGCAGUGAUAGGAGGAUCAUUUACAAACGGAUCAACAUGUUCUUCAGAUCAAUUUCGAUAGACAUGGACUACGUCUGUGCUACCAUUUUCGAUGAACAGUCCUGGCGCUGUAUUCACAAAUCGACAGGCGACGUCAAACUGACUCGCUUCAGUGAAUUCUCAACAUCCAAUCCGAAGCUUAUAUCCAUAUACAAACAGGAAUUGAAGCCAACCAUGACAGACAACUGUCCGAUGCUGGGGUGUGAACACUUCUGUGUGAAGCUAUCCUCCAUCAGUGCCUGCAUGUGUAAGGAGGGGUACACAAUGGACACAGCAGGUGUAUGUAAUGGUAGGAACUACUUUCACAUUUUUGCCGCUGUUCAUAUGAACAACCAUCUCUACGGCAAGGGAGUAUUCCUAUGCAAUGCUACCAAUAUCUGCAUGUUUGAUUACCGAGCUUCAGCAGGCCAUACAGAACCUCUCCUCUGUUUAAGUAGCAUUGGUCAAGUUUGUAGACACUUGGCCGUAGCCGCAUCUACUGGAACUAUCUUCUACGCAGACUCGGUAGCUAACACAAUUAACGGAUAUGACCUUACUACGAACGUGAUUGGACCAUUGACCGCAGCAUCUAAUGUGUCCGGUCUAACAUUCGACUGGACGGAUGGUCAUAUCUACUGGACAGAGGCAACUUCCGGUCAAGUUAAGGCUUUGUCACUCCAAACCAACGCUGUCAUGGUCAUUUCACAGACAACAUCACUACCGUCGUUGGUAACUGUGGAUCCGCACAGCAGGUCGCUGUUUUGGGUUGAAGACACUGGAGGAUCGUCCAUGCAAAUUAUGUUCAAAUCACUUACCGAUAGCAGUUCUGCUCAAGUAUUGAAACAGUUCAAAACAUCAUCUAUCAGAAGUCUCUUCUACGACAUCACAAGCAACAGACUAUUCUAUGUAGAUGACAAUACAUUGAAUACGACAACUAGGAAUGGCAGUUACAGCACGUCAUUCCCCUUCAAUGUGGACAACGUCAACCAAAUGGUUAUUUACAAGACAUAUGUUAUCUGGUUUAGUGACACAGGAUAUCUAAACUCGAUAUCGACACAUUUCUUCCAAAAACAACAAACAAGUCUACCGAUGACGUUCGGAACUGUGACAGGCAUGGCCGUGUAUGACCCCAACCUACAACAUUCAUCAAUAAGUCCCUGCCGAUACAUGAAUGGAGGGUGUGAGCACAUGUGUUUUACUGGACUAACCGGUGCAGUUGUAUGCUCCUGUUCUUAUGGGUUUAUUCUACAACCAGACCAAAAGAGUUGUUCUAGUGUUUAUCAAUCAGAGAAUUUCAUACUUGCACCUGAUUUCGCCAACGGGAUUAUCUACCAAGUGUCCACAGUUGAUGCUAGUGUUAUUGCUUUGGAUAUUACAACUGCACAACGUCCAUUGAGUGUGGUUUAUAAGCGAACGUCUUCUUACGUCUAUUGGGCCGAUAUAAGAGAGGGUCAGAUAAUGCGUGCAUCAAUUGAUGGAACUAAUGAACAGGUUGUUUUUACCUCUGAAGGUGCAGAUUCGUACCCGACUUUUCUGGCCUUAGAUAGCUCAACUGGUAAUGUGUAUGCCAGCAUCAAGAAUGGUGUCAACAGUCCAAACACCGGAAGUAUAAUUGUUCUCCAGCCAUCUACCAGGCGCUUUAAGACGAUAGUAGAAGACCUACAGACUGUAAACGGCCUCGCACUGUUUCCAUCCAAGGGGAUAAUGUUUUAUAUGAAUGGGAAUGGCAGUGCCUCCUUCAUUGAACGCGCUUCAAUGGAUGGUACAAAUCCACGAGCUAUUGUUACACUACCGAACGAUGGGUAUACCAUUCUAACUAUAGACUACGUCAACAUUCUUUGUGAAGAUGGCGUUACAAACGGGGUGUUCAGCAGCCCGUGUGGAAGCCUAGUCCAGGAAGCAUGCAUGUUCCAGUGCUAUCCAGGUUUUAUCAGUGCUAUACCCAACAGUACCUUAACAUGCAGGGAAGAUGGCCAGUGGAGUGGAGACCCUCAAACUGUUUGUGAAAAUAAAUGCCUUGCACCUUCUGAGUCCGAUAAUGGGAGAUUGUGGACAUCGUGUCAUAGAGCUAUCAACGAGACCUGUCAAUAUGACUGUUUCGCUGGAUAUACCAAGAACUUUGAUGUCAUAACUUGUACAGAGGGAAAUACGUGGUCACCUGCCUUGGCAGAUAUGUGUUCCAUUGAUGAAGGUAUUGUUGUCCAGCUCGACUAA
Messenger RNA from Mizuhopecten yessoensis (Yesso scallop), 2739 nucleotides. Its product is annotated as low-density lipoprotein receptor-related protein 6-like. The record is from RefSeq and is a predicted model, not a curated record. The transcript is spliced from 15 exons. Lineage: Eukaryota; Metazoa; Mollusca; Bivalvia; Pectinida; Pectinidae. Bases 1 to 2739 code for a protein of 912 amino acids.